Messenger RNA from Zonotrichia albicollis (white-throated sparrow), 939 nucleotides. NCBI's taxonomy places the organism in Eukaryota, Metazoa, Chordata, Aves, Passeriformes, Passerellidae. The record is from RefSeq and is a predicted model, not a curated record.
CCACCCACUCCAGAAACGGAUUAUCCAGACCUGUCUCCAGAUGAGCUGGAGUGUUAUCCUGAGGAGGACUAUUCACCUGUGGGCUCCUAUGACCAGAGGGCCUCUCUGUGCCUGUCCCCGAGGCGCCCCGAGGAGCUGGGCUCAUCCCCAGGCUGGUACGGGCACGGCCACCCUGAGGGACUCGUGUUCUACCCCGAGCACUUCGCCCCUGACAGGGUGCCCUCCCGCCAUGAGCGGGCCAGCAGCGGCUCCAGCCAGGAGAGCGGGCUCUCAGCCUGGCACAGCCCCGUGUCACCAGUCCCAGGCAGCAGGGAGGAGAAGUUUAAAAGCCUCGAAAAAGCCGGGGUGCUCAACAGGACCAAGACAGUGGACAGAGGGAAGCGGCUCCGGAAGAACUGGAGCUCCUCCUGGACAGUGCUGGAAGGGGGAAUCCUCACCUUCUUCAAGGACUCCAAGCACUCAGCUGCCAGUGCCUUGAGGCACCCCAGCACCCUGACCACCCCCGAGCACACGGUGAAGCUGCGCGGGGCCACCCUCACCUGGGCCGGCAGGGACAAGUCCAGCAAGAAGAACGUCCUGGAGCUGAGGACGCGGGAGGGCUCGGAAUUCCUCAUCCAGCACGACUCGGAGCAGAUCAUCACUGCCUGGCACAAGGCCAUCGCCGACAGCAUCGGCCGCAGGGGCUCCGACAUCUCCGCCGAGGAUGAGGCCGAAAUUCGGGCUGAGUUCGGCUCCCGGGAGAAGCUGGGGGGUGGCGAGGAGCGGAGGGCAGCGACCGGACAGGCGACGGGCAGUGCCGAGAAUGACACCAACCGGGUCCGGAACAAACUCCGCAAGUUCCUGCAGAGGCGGCCAACGAUGCAGUCGCUGCGGGAGAGGGGCUACAUCAAGGGUGUGCCCUUUGCACACCCAAAGCCACUGAGCCCCCUCUGGGGGUGA